Molecule: messenger RNA, 4606 nt
Organism: Ostrea edulis (European flat oyster)
Lineage: Eukaryota; Metazoa; Mollusca; Bivalvia; Ostreida; Ostreidae
Product: probable palmitoyltransferase ZDHHC24
Exons: 2
Coding region: 76-930 (284 amino acids)
Molecular function (GO): palmitoyltransferase activity
Source: RefSeq, a predicted model, not a curated record
ACUUGUGUACGCCUUUUUUUUCACACAGACUUUUUUUGUUUGCAGUCGAGAGCCGGAGAGGAGGUCCAACCGUCCAUGAUGAGAGGCCUCCGGCAAAUAUUUCCCAGUAAUGUCAUAGAUACUUUAUCCUUGUGCUACGCUUUAUUACUGAUACACAGUGUAGUCAUAUUUGGCGAUUUUUUUGUUGCGCCGUGGAUGAAAGAGCAUUAUGGCACCACAGAUGCACAAAUCCUUUUGUACAAUGUGUAUGGUGGUUUUGUGUAUUUAAACGUCAUGGGAAACAUCUGGAAAAUCAUGACAACCAACACAUCAACCAUUGGCAAAAUUUUACCUACACUCUUGAAGCCAGGUUGGCAGUAUUGUGCAGUAUGUGAAGCCAAUGCACCCCCUCGCUCAUUUCAUUGCCGGACCUGCAACCGCUGCAUACUAAAGCGAGACCAUCACUGUAUGUUCACCGGCAAAUGCAUUGGGUAUUUCAACCAUCGCUACUACAUCUGUCUUAUCGGUUACACAUGGCUGGGAGCCAUGUUUGCCUCCACAUACUGCAUGGGAUUCACGUGGACCGUACUGGGAGAGUUUUCCUUCUUCAAUCUCCUUUGUUUUGUUUUCCCUCUAUUUUUGCUACUUUUUGGAAUGCUGGAUUUUUAUACAGCUAUUAUAUGCUUGCUUACACUAGUGGCCACUCUGUUUUGGGGGAUUUUAACCUUUCUUAUGGCAUGGCAUUCCAAACACAUUAUUUACAACCUCACUACACAUGAAAGAAGACAUAAUAUAUUCUUUUACAAUCUAGGCUGGAGAGAAAACAUUAAACAUAUUUUUGGUUGUAAGUGGUACAUCUGUUGGCUUUUUCCAUGGAUUUCCUCACCUCUGCCUGGGGAUGGAAUGUCAUUUCCAACCUCAGGAAACUUUGAGAAUCCCAAGGACCAAUGAGCAGAACUUUAGUUUAGGAUAUGAUUAUAUAAAAAUUAGUUGAUUACAGUAAGGAUUUAAUGAUUUUUAUAAUUAUAUAUGUAUUGUACUGUUGCUUUGAUUUAUAAUUUACUUUUUAUACGCCCGUCUUAAGACGGGCCGUAUUAUGUUAUGGCCUUCAUGUCUGUCUGUCCGUCUGUCCGUCCGUCCGUCUGUUAGCUUUUUCGUGUCCGGCUCAUAACUUAAAUACUAUAAGUCCUAGAAUAAUCAAACUUUGUCAGUUAAUACAUCUUGGGUAGAAGGUGUGUCGCACAUUAAAACCAGGUCGCUGUGACUUUUAAUUAAGAAGAUAUGGCCAAAUAUGGUAAAACCCUGUCCGGCUCAUAACUUGAAAACUAUUUGAUCUAGAAUCAUGAAACUUGGUCAACUUGUGCAUCUUAGGUAGAAGGUGUGUCGCACUGUACUUUAAGGUCACUGUGACAUUUAGUUGAAGUGAUUUUUUGAAAAAAGUAUGUUAUAAUUGGUACAAUCCCUACUCAUAUAAGAGUUUUGUAGAAAACCUCAUUCAAAAAUGUUACAUCAAGAAAACACAUAUUUUUUUUAUGAUAUACUGUACAGCUUUUUUUAGCUUAUGUAAUGUUUCCUUUGUUUCUAACAAUAACAUGAGAAAUUCCACUUGUCCCAUAGGAGUAGCAUGCAAAGGGCAUUUUGACAAGACUAAUUAAUGAGUUUUGUGUAGAGCAUCUCUGAUCAACAUGAUCAAGCAGGUGUUAUCUUUAUCUCUAGGGAAUUGGGCAGAGAGAUCUUAGCCUCUUAAUUGCAGAUAUACCAGAAAUUAUUUGUGAAAGUGAAUUUGUUUGUUGUGGUUAGUCUUUAUUUUCAAAAUUAAUUUGACAUUGUACUAUAUAAUUUUUAAUUUUUUUUCUCGGCAACCUAUAUGCAGAGUAUCAUUUCUCACUAAGACAACAAAUGGUUGCAAUAUGUAUAAAGGCCUAUUUUAAUGAUUAGUAUUUUGAUGUUUUGUUAUGGCUGUGGCAUUGUUCAGAAAAAAGAUAUACAAUGAACAAAGCUGCAGAUUGGGCAUUUGUGUAAAUCUGAACAGAUGAAAUAGUAUUGCAAUAACCAUAUUAAAAAAUGUUAAUUCAAGAAACUACACAUUCUUCAUUAUAUACACUGUACUAUACAGCAGUAUAUAACAAACAAAUUAUUUCUUUUGUGUCAGUAACAAGAGAAAUUUCCCUUGUCCCAUGGGUGUAAUUAUCAAGCAAUUCAGGAGGCAUUUUGCUAACAGAAAAAUUGCAUUCUGUCAAAUUACAGAUUAAUUAAUGAGUUUAGAAAAUUUCUGUUACAGCAAUCUGAUCAAGGAGGUGCUAUCUAUAUCUCUUGCAAUCGGGAAUUGGGCAGAGGAAUCUGGCCUUCUAAUUGAUCUGUCAAAUUUUAGAACAGUUCUAAUUGGUAGCCAUUACUUUGAAAGUUAAAAGUUAAUUUGGUAUAAAGUUUAAGAAUUAAUAUGAUAUUGUAAAAUAUAUUUUUAUUUUAUAUCUCAACAACAAGGUGCAGAUUGCCAUGUUUCACUAAGAUGACAGUUUUACAGUCUAAGAAUAAACAUAAUGACUAAUGUUUGAUGUUUUAUUACGCUGUGCAUUGUUCUUCAUUCCUUAAAAUACAAUGAGCAAAGCUGCAAAUGUGCAUUUCUCAAGUCUAACACAACCAGUUGAGAAAUAUAUGAUGUAUUAUUUUUUUCUAAUUAAUAACUACACCAUAGGAGAUGCACCAGUGUUUGAAAUAACCGUUUUUAAUCUAUAUUUAUUUAUAUUGACAUCACCAUGCAUAUUUUACUUUUAUACUUGAAGAUUUGACAAAGGCAGAUACUGAUAUAUGUAUUUUUUGAUAUGUUGAAUAAAUCAACCUUUUUGACUACUCCCAUUUAUUGUAAGUUGUUUGCUUGGAUAAAGGGCUAUCUUGCACUUUAAUCAUUUCAUUGAAAACAUUUGGGAAAAUGUUUUUAUAUCCUUUUAAAAAUCAUUAAGCUUACAUUAUCAAUAUUUGAAGCAAUGUCACAUGAGGCCAUAAAGUGGGUAAGAUUCUUAAAGGAAGGUUGACAUUUGGUUCCAUGCAUACCUAUCUCUUCAUGGUGAUAUGUUCAUGUUAACAAUAUGUGACGGGCGUAUCAUGUGCCGUGGCGGUGCACUUUAUUUUUUUUAAUUUAUGUACUUCAAUCCAUAUUGACAAGGUUUUGUUUAAUUUAUGAAAUAUUGUACUGGAAUAACAAAAGAACUCCAUAUGUAUAUCAUGUGUGCCAGUAGCUGUUCUGGAAAAUGUGAUGCAAUUGUGUAACAAUAUCUGAUGCAUCAUACAAGCAUGCUACAUUUUAAACCAGAAAUCUUUUCGUAAAAGACUAUACUGACAGUACAGUGAUAUGCUUUCUAAUGUCAAUAAUUGUACAUGUACAGUGUGGACAACUAUGAUUACAUUUGUUUUACGUAAACAAGGCAAGUAAUGUACAUGUUGCUAAUGUUAAUCUGUUGUUUUGGAGACUCAUUAGUUAGCUUUGAUUUUCUAUUAUUGUACUCAUCAAUAUCAUCAGACAUUACGAAAGAAAAAAAAAUCAUGAAAAUUGUGAAAAAUUCUGGUAUUUUGAAUAAUAAGUACAAAGGGGUCCAUUCCUCGGUUAUUGUAACUUGCAAGUUUGAUGUUUUUAUGGAUGUAUAGAACCAUUCAUGAUUUGGAUGAUUUGUCUCACCUGGAUUGUCUGGAUGAGUUUUUGCAGCUAGACCUUUGUUUAGUAUAUUGUCUGGAUGAGUUACUAGGAUUUAGCUUCUACAGCUAGACCUUUGUUCAGAAUAUUGUCUGGAUGAGUUUUUACAGCUAGAACUUUGUUUAGUAUAAAUUAUUGUCUGGAUGAGUUUCUGCAGCUAGACCUUUGUUUAGUAUAUUGUCUGGAUGAGUUACUAGGAUUUAGCUUCUACAGCUAGACCUUUGUUUAGAAUAUUGUCUGGAUGAGUUUUUACAGCUAGAACUUUGUUUAGUAUAAAUUAUUGUCUGGAUGAGUUUCUGCAGCUAGACCUUUGUUUAGUAUAUUGUCUGGAUGAGUUACUAGGAUUUAGCUUCUACAGCUAGACCUUUGUUUAGAAUAUUGUCUGGAUGAGUUUUUGCAGCUAGAACUUUGUUUAGUAUAAAUUAUUGUCUGGAUGAGUUUUUGCAGCUAGACCUUUGUUUAGUAUAAAUUAUUGUCUGGAUGAGUUUCUGCAGCUAGACCUUUGUUUAGUAUAUUGUCUGGAUGAGUUACUAGGAUUUAGUUUUUGCAGCUUUUGUUGGAUGAUUCUCAUUACGAUGUUAGGAGCCUUCUUCAUUUUGUGUAUAUUAGAAAUAAGAUGUGUGACUGUUCCCAUUUACAUGUUCCUCAUUGAUAAUGUUCAUUCACAAAUUCUAUAACCUGUCUUGGGAGCUCUGUUGUCUUCUUACAACUUGGUUUUUUUCUCUCCAUACUAUCUGAUCAUGUCAUCAUAUUGUUAAAAUAAAUUGAGGUAGUUCUUGUAUCUUGUGAAUAAUUGAAUAAAAUGUAGAAGCAAUUUAUUUAUUAUAUGUAGUGUCAUGUACAAGUAUAUUUGUAAAUACUUAAUUUGUAUUGCUGGUAAAUAUGAACAACAUAUAUUUGUACAAAAGAGUGGCGUGAAUAUUAAAAUGAACAAGCUUU